This is a messenger RNA of Vitis vinifera (wine grape), 1471 nucleotides long. RefSeq names its product intracellular protein transport protein USO1. The transcript has 5 exons. The record is from RefSeq and is a predicted model, not a curated record. The coding region runs from base 179 to 1330 and encodes 383 amino acids. Lineage: Eukaryota; Viridiplantae; Streptophyta; Magnoliopsida; Vitales; Vitaceae.
CCACACCAGCGCAUCUUAGAGAGAGCAGCGCUUUAUGGGCUAUCAAAUACGCCGAGAGUCGACCGUUGGGAGCCCCUUUUGAGUACAACGGUCGUAUUCUCAUUCAAAUCUAAACGAUUGAAACAGCUUGUUUCUUCUUCUCCUUCGUUUUCGUCUUCUUCAUCUUCUGCAAUCUUCAAUGGCUAUAGAUAAAGAUUCUCACGUCUCCUCAGAUCGGCAAAAAUGGCAGAAAAUCUUCAACGCUCUGGUACACAUGUUACAGACCCAACAAACACAGGUCGAAUCCCUCGCUAAAGAGAGGAAACUUCUCGAAGAUCGCAUCAAAUUUCAAUACGACCGAUGGAUAUCUGAUGUCCAUUCAUUACAAGAUCAGAUCGCUCAGAUGGAGAUGAAAUUUACAGUGCAAGAAAAAGAGCGCUUGGUUGAGGCGGCGAAGUCGGACUUGUUGAUGGGUUUGAAAAAGAGAGAAGUUUCGCUUUGUAAGCUUAAGUUGGAAAGUACAGACGAUGAAUUGGUAGAUUUCAAAGUGUUAAUUGACUUCCUCUCUCAUGAAUGCUUGGAUCCAAAUGAUGAUUAUCAGGGAAUUUCCAAGGUAGGUGACAAAGAAAAGGGAAGCAGGGGAGACAACAAUUUAAAGUCUGUUAAAACCACCAAAGAAGAAGAGCAGUGUGCUAAGAGAUUGGAAGGUGAAGUAAGAAAGUUAAAGUGGGAAUAUGAGAAUCUUGCUUCAAGAAACAGUGCUGAGGUAUCUGCACUUUUGGCAGAGCAGAACUUUGUAUGGAAUCAGUAUAAAAUAAUGGAGAGCAACUAUUCUAACAAACUAAACAGUAAGCAUGUUGAAGUAGAACAAGCAAAUGAGAAGAUAGACAACCUUCUUGUUGGUAUGGAGCAAUUGGAGUCAUUAAACAAUGAAAAGGAUGAUAAGAUUGUAAAAUUAAAAACUGACCUGGCUAAGAUGGAGACUGAAACAAAGAAAAAGAAUGAAGAGAUCUCCAGACUUUCUAAGGAAGUGGAAUUGUUAAGAAAGUCUAGAAGUGCUUCAGUUACCCCUAUCUUAAAUCGUUGCACAGAGAAACAGAAAACUUCUGGUCAAGGUAAAAACAAAAGCUGGAUUGGAAGGAAUAUCUCUAUCAAGAAAGAAACACCUGCUUCAGAGAAGAACACUGAAAAGAAGAAGGAAUCAUCUGUUUCAGAAAAAAACACUGAAAAGAAAAGCAGAGGUUCAAAGAGGAAGGAAAUUAAUGUGACUCCCACUUCAGAGACUCCCAGGUUGUUCACAUCCACAUUCAAAAUUCCAAAGUUGAAGAACUCCUCACCUCAGAUCAUGUAAUUUGACCUUCACCACAUUUUCUGUGGGUGUAUUAUCAGGGCAUCUAGUAUGUAUAUGUUUGUGGAGCUUCGCUAAUUGCUCCGAGUGUAUUUCAUGUGACCUGCUCUAUAAAUUAAGCAAUUAUUUCAGCCAGGUAGCAAA